Messenger RNA from Ectocarpus sp. CCAP 1310/34, 1768 nucleotides. The record is from the annotation of a GenBank genome assembly. NCBI's taxonomy places the organism in Eukaryota, Phaeophyceae, Ectocarpales, Ectocarpaceae.
AUGUUGCGCAGGGUGGAGAUUUCAAUUUCAACCGUCGACAAGCACCGCUUACCUGUCAAUGAAUCUUGCCCCUGGAGCCACGGUUCUGGGACUGUUCAUGAAGGCGAUGGAUGCUGGAGCUUUGAUGGCCAUCCGGUUGAAACUGGAGCAGAUUUGUGGGCUUGCAUGCAAAAAACACCAUGCGAGAUAACAGACAAUCGUCUACAAUUCGUACCCAUCAGGGAUCCUCGUGCUGUGGCCGUCAGCACCUACUUCCACCGUGUGCACAAGGAUAACAACUACCAGAAGCUGCACCCGUCUUUGGACCAGACAGUUUUGGAGAUUCUCCCGGUUCUCUGCCACUUUACAACCCUGCGUCAUAUACUGUUCGGGGGGCUACUGUCCAACAGGACUGAAUUGUUUUGGUACGAACAAACUGUCGAAGACCCAUUUGACUGGCAUUACCGCUGGGCGUCAUUUGCCGGCCUGAUUCUGCCUGGAGGCUGGAUCGAUGGCAUGGUAGCGGAAAAUCAAGCGCACAAGCACUUGAACCCUCACCCGGGGGGAGCAGAGACAUCAGACAACCGGACCUGGCAGGACGAGGUUUCCCCGGGGAUACGUCCAGAAAUGGACUCCAUCCUGCGGAAGUGGCUGCCCGGAGUACUUCUUGCCCGAUAUGGAAUUCCGCCUUAAUUAGAAGAUUGUCGACGAUAUGCAGUGAUUUUGGGUGCAGCAAAGCUACUUGCGUCCAACGAGUAAGCUUGCCGGCACUGCACAGACAGUAUUAAACGUCUAGGAGCGCCCCCGCCCCCGCCAAGGCCGUGUAUCUCGCGGUAAUCAAACGUAAUUGCAAGGUGGUGUUAUUCGAAAACACAGUUAGUUACGGAAAUUGGUUGGUUGCCUCUCGUAUAUUUGCGGGACGCGUGCAAUUCCUUAAGUUGUUCGGCGAUGAAUAUUCUUCAACAAUCCCCUUGCUGCUCUUGCUAUGGCCGUUCCACGUGACAUGACUUGUUGCCCGACCAGAAUGUUCCUGAAAAAUCUCGCACAUUGGUUUGUGGCACCGGUCGGUGUUAGGGCCGUUAUCCUUGUUCACCCCCUGGAUCGGGUAGCCGUGGAGAAGUGCCAGUCGGGGAAAGCAACACACGAAGAAAUACUACGCAGAUUGUUAGAGAGAAGAGCGUCGUGUACGUGUGUGUGUCGUGGAAUAUCUCAGGUCAGGGUGUCGGUGUUUACCCCGCGAAAACGAACGUUCGCUACUUCCCGGUCGAACACCCAAGCGGCGGUCGAGUGUUCACAACGCAGUGACAUUUUUUUUCUGUUGUAGUUUCGUCUACGUUUUUGGAUCACUUGCAAAAAGUAGUGGAUUUAUUUGAAUGGGGCCUCCUGUACCGGCAGGAGGAUGUCACUCAUUUCAUGUGGUGCCUCGCUGAUUGAUUCGGUUUCGCUCAGCGCGGCAUCACACCCAAAAAGGGUUCAACGGUGGACAUUCCACGGUGGAGAUGCCAUAUAGAUAUAGUUGGGCGUGUGGGAUGGUCUCUGUUUUGGUAUCUCUGUCUACCUUUUCGACGCUGUUGGGGGGAAAACAGGGACUGGUCAAUAGGUUUGUUCAUUACUCCGUAGUACGGGGGGCCUGCAGCUGGGGUGGACCUGUGCCAGACCCGUUCCCCUUCUGAGGUCUCCCCGAUGAACCCCAACCCAGGUGUAAACUGGAGUUUGAACAAUCUCGCAUAAAAGUACUGAAGAAAACUUGUCCGAAAAAACGGAAAUCAAAUCUCAAAUCAAGUAAAUU